AUGGCGCUUUCUUUUGAAACGAACAUUUCCACCCAAGUGGCCGUUAAGAAUGCGGAAAGAGUAUCCAAAAAGCGAUCCUACCAAGAAUGUUCGAAAGCAGAGCCUAGAAAUCUGUGUUCCCUUGAUAACCCACUGGCUAUCGACAGAAAGACACAAGAUUCAGCUGAACAACCAGUUGAUCGGCCCAAAUCCGCACACAAGUCGACUCGGAAGCCGGUUCGACGACUACGCCCUACCCGUACUCGAAACUCUGACCACAGACCGGAAGCAACUGGCUUUCUGCCGCCCGCUUUAUCAUAUCGACCUCACCUACCAGCACCCCGUCAUCUCGGGCUUCUUCCAUCCUCUCAACUACCCUAUGCCAUACCAACUAGUCAUCACACCAGUCUAAGUACUAGUUGGUUGGAUAGGCAGCCUAAAUGCGGACACGGGGAAAACAUCAGUGAGCAGGCAGUCGGGGCACAGCAGCAAACCAACCAACCGCCCUCGAACUACAGCCUCGAACAAGGCUUCCAAAAAGUGCCGCCCGAAAUAAGGGAUAUAAUUCUCAAAGAUAUGGACUGCCACACAAUGUUGUCCUUGCUUAGAGCAAACCCCUGGUUUCACACCAUAAUCAACGCGUCAAAGUUCGCCACCGAAACACUGGUAGCACACAUCAUGGAUCUCGAGAGAAGCGAAACGGAAAACCUGGGUUGCUUCGUCUGUUAUAACAUGCGCCCACGAGCGGAGUUCGGACACAAUCAGCCCACAACAGCUAUCAAGUACUCUGAUGGACGAUUGGAGCCGUACGACGAUGACGAGCCAGCCUCAGUUCCGAAAUCAGCCAGGACUGUGUCGUUACGUAGGUUUUGUAUGAGCUGUGGCGUCCAGGUUGGCAUGCACCGACGCGGCAAUCGUCUGAUAUCAAUGGCUGGAAACCAUCAUUGGGUAUGCUACUGCCAGACACUACGUGCUAUUCCAAACGAAGGUGCAGACCAAGGCAAAGACACCUGCCCAAGGUGUCAACAGACAAGUCCCCUUCGGAAUCCGGAACACGAUUAA
This is a messenger RNA of Colletotrichum truncatum, 1041 nucleotides long. RefSeq lists its product as uncharacterized. NCBI's taxonomy places the organism in Eukaryota, Fungi, Ascomycota, Sordariomycetes, Glomerellales, Glomerellaceae. The record is from RefSeq and is a predicted model, not a curated record.